Molecule: messenger RNA, 2673 nt
Organism: Pseudozyma flocculosa PF-1
Lineage: Eukaryota; Fungi; Basidiomycota; Ustilaginomycetes; Ustilaginales; Ustilaginaceae
Exons: 3
Coding region: 1-2673 (890 amino acids)
Biological process (GO): regulation of DNA-templated transcription
Molecular function (GO): DNA-binding transcription factor activity, RNA polymerase II-specific; DNA binding
Source: RefSeq, a predicted model, not a curated record
AUGAGGACGCGUUCGUGGGCAAGGACGUCGUCGCCCCGCUUCACACUCAACCCGGCGGCGGACCUGCAUCGAGCCAUGUCCGAGUCCUCGUCACUGUCCUCAAGCCUGACACCCGAGACUGCUACGCUGGCACCGCACGACGGCCUUGCUUCGACGCUGGACGCGGCAACACCUCGGACGCUGCUCGAUCGGCCGGCGACGACGGACAGGCCCAUCAGCGGUCACGAUGCGCCUUUCAGCCGCAACAAGUUUGGCGACCACGAGCAGGGCAGGCACAGCGCCUGGACCUGGCAGAGUCAAGCGGUCUCAACGAGCGUCAGGGCGAGCGCCAGCCCCGACGCGAUGCAGCCGCCCGCUCUCAAACGCCGAAACCUGGACGUCUAUCUGUCGAACGAUCCUACGGAGCAUGGCGGUGACGGGCCAAGCGGGAGCUUCCACCUCGGCGACAGCGACGGGAAUCGCGACGCCUCGCGCUCAACAUCGGUGGCUGCGACCUCCAUCGCCGGGACUCUGUCGCCGAGAGGCCGUUCGCAGCUCACCCACCCUUCGGAGGCGUCAAGCUCACAUGACAAGGGCAAGGCGAAGGACGGGGACGAGGACGAGUACGAAGAGUCCAGCUCCGAAUCCGAGCCCGGUCGCCGCAAGACCAGCGCCGCCUUCCGACCACGAGGGCGCAAGAAGCGCAACAAGUGCAGCCCGGAGCAGCUCGAAUCGCUCGAAGCCUUCUUUGCCAAAAACCGCAACCCCACAGGCAAGGUCCGCGAGGAGCUCUCCAAGAGGCUGCGGAUGCCCGAGAGGAGCGUCCAGGUCUGGUUCCAGAACAGACGGGCCAAAGUCAAGACGCUCGAGCGGCGCGGGAUGGACCCCGCUUCCUACACCCCGCCCUCACGGCGCAAGCAGGCGGACGUCAGGUCCGACGAGGCGCCAAAGGAGUCGACCGCGAGCACCGAGGCGAAGACGAAGACGACGUCCAAGACGCCGACAACGACAGCCUCGCGCAGCGCGACUCGCGUCAUCGAGAAGCAGCCAGUGCAGACCUCCGUGACCGCGCUCCCGACCACCGCGCUCUGCAUCGGCAGCUGGCGCCGGAUCGCCCCGCUAGUCUGCUUCUUUUCGCGUCGGCUGCAGAUGCUCUCGUGGUACCUCAACUCGGACGCAGUGGGCUUCAAGCUCGAAAUGUCUUGGACGUCGAUCAAGUCUUGCGUCUUCGACGGACCGACGCAGCCAACGCUGGCCGAGCGCCAGGAGGGGAUCCGGCAGCCGCUCGGGCACUUUCUGGUGGAGCUGACGGCACCGCCGACCUUCUUCAUGGAGGUCUUUCGCUCCGUCGACCCGGGCGCCGGAGGCGAGAACAAGGCGCGCAAGACGUCGUGGAGGCAGUGCGCCGACUUCACCGAAGGUCAGCAAGCGACCAAGCACCGCGUCCACCUCCUCAGCGGACCGUACGACGAGCUGAGAAGGGCCGUCGUCGAGUUCACCAAGAGCAACCAGGCCCUCGAGAAGCUGGUCCGCUUCCGCGACGCCGAACGCUUCGAGUCGAGCGGGGAUGCCGCAGCCACGGUCGACGAGUCGGCCGACCCGCUGAGCAGCGCGUUGCAGCACAUCGGCGCCGACCUGAGGACUGCAGACGUCUCCGCCUUCGACUCCUACGAAGGAGGCACGAGCAGCGCGCUGCAGACGACGCCGUCCCGCGGCAUUGCGGCCGACUGGGCCGCAGCUCAGGCCACAGACUGGCAGGACCACCAGCUGCCGCCGAUCAGCAACGAAGGCAGGCCCGCCUGGUCACUUCAACAUCAGGGGAGCCCGCUGGACACGCUUCCGGCGAUCACUGAGCAGGCCGGCGCAUACACUGGCUACCCAAACCCGGGCUCCAGCUCGCUCAGUACCUCUGAAGGCUAUCACGCCCUUCACGAAGCCCACGCUCGCCACCUGCCCAGUCCGCACCAGGGCUUUGGCCACGGGGCCGCCAAUGCCCUGCAGCUCGACACCUCGGCCGCGACCUCGACUUCAACGCAAGCUGAGGCCUCACAGCUUGCCUACGCUGGGGCUACCGUCGAGCAGCACCACGUCAGCGCGGUCGGUUUCCCUGCGCCCGCUCCCGCCUGGGCUCCUCUUCAAGUGGCACCAGACCGGCAGCCGCAACCUGCCGCAGGCAUGCGUUGGACGCCACAGCUUGAGCCGCAGGCUCAGGAGCAGCCGGUCAGUUUUCCCGCGUACAGCUCGCAGGCAAACGGACACGGGUAUCCAGAUCGCCAUCAUCUCUACCAACACCACCAGCCGCAGCAGCACCAGCACCAGCAGCACCAGCAGCACAUCGAGGCGCCUCAGCACAACUUUGAUAGCCCAGAGGCGGCUCAUCGGAGAUAUCGAUCGACGCUGCAAGACUACCGAUCUUCCGAGCUAGACCACCAGACCGACCCGGCGCGCUACUCGCUGGCUGCUGCGAGACACUUCCAGGACACAGCCAGCGAUUCCGCCCCCCUCUACCCGCCGAACACGUCGUCCUCUGCGACGACGACAGCCUACGCCGGCGAGACCUGGCGGAGGGAAGGACCGGCGUCGGCCCAAUACGACCAGGCAAACGACGGCCGAUUCGCAUACGAACGACCGAGCACCGGCGGCGACGAGGCGCAGAUGCACCGUCCUCAGUUCCUGUCUUCGCUGCAGCGAUGA